GUUUAAGUUUAUCCAGGCUGCCCCUUCUACAGACUCUAUGUCAACCGACUUAUUUUCUUUGCCCAACAAAUCAACAAACGCUGUUCUGCUAAUGAAAUAUACAUUUAGGUCGUGACGAAAACGUUUUGGUUUCUCUUAUGAAGAAAGCAAUGAGAACCCGGUCAAGUUCACCUCCAAUUCAUGUGCACAUCAAUGAUGCCACACCGGUACACGUACAUGUGAAGAGCCAAAGGAAGAGUCCUGCCUUCUCACCUCAGGGGAAGACUAAGGUCGACAGGGGAAACCUUCGUACUACUGCUAAGGUCAAAACUCGAGUGCCAUGGGUACCCCCAGGAAAGGCCUCCAUACCAGAUGCUUCGUACAAGUGGGAGGGGCCAACACACGUUCUUGAGAUCACGCCACCAGUCCCUGAACUAGAACCUGAAAACUCCCAGUCUGUGCUGCGAUUAGCUGACCUCACAUCAGAAGAAGAGGAAGGCCUACAUGGACGAAUCAGCCAAUAUGAGAGGAAGAUAGACAGCUUGCUGACAGAAGUCAGCUCUCUGAAAAAUGAGGUGGAAAUGCAGAAGAAGGAGCAUAUUUUAGAGCGUCAGUCAGAUCAGCUGAGUGUCUCCCAGCGGGUGAUUGCCGAGCAGGAGGAGGAGCUGGCUGAGGUGACCAAGGAGCUGAAGGAAACAGAGCGGGAGAACACUCGAUUGCGCCAGUCCAUGGAAAAGAUGUUAUAUUCGGAAGAGACUGAAUACAACAGACUGAACAGAGACAGUGCACAACAGGACAAAGGAGCUCUGCUCAGGAAGCUGAUGGAGGCUGAAAUAGACGGAGCAGCAGCUGCUAAGCAAGUCUCAGCCCUGCGAGAAUCUGUCUCCAAUCUGUGUAGUUUUGGUGGCAGUAGACUAUCUGGUAGUGAGUCUUCAGUCUUGGCCCGUCAGAAGGAGCUGUUACUACAGAAACUGGAGACUUUUGAGGCCACAAACCGAACAUUGCGGCACCUCCUCAGAGAGCAACAUGGAUCCCAGAUGGAAUCCAUCCAGUUGUCAGAGCAGAAGGAUGCAUUACUCAAGAGACUGGCGGAUACGGAGGCUGAAAAUGCUCAUCUUGUGGUGAAACUACAAGAGAAAGAAAGUGAAGUUAAUCAACUCUCCAGUCUUUUAGAUAGUGAGAAGAAGAAUGCCAAGAGCACCGCAGACUUAUCCAAGAGUCUGGAGUCAACAAGAGCUCAUUUACAAGGCCAGCUCCGCAGCAAAGAAGCUGAGAACAACCGACUCACUGUACAGAUAAAGAACUUUGAGCGAGCAGCCAACCAGCAGAAGGCAGAGAUGAACCAUCUGACGGAGCAAGUGAUGAGACUGAAACAGCGGGCCAGCACAGACCGCGAUGCUCUUAAACAAGCCACUCGAGCCCAGAAACAGCGAGCUGAGCGAUGCGAGGACACUGCAGGCCAGUUGAGCAUUCAGCUGCUGGACAUGGAGAAGCAGUUGGCUGAUGCCCUGUCAGCAGCUGAGACUUGGCAAAGUCACCAUGCACAAGAAGCAAAGGAAAAGAGUAAACUAGAGAUUGAACUGUCGGUGUUAAACAGUCGUAUAACAGAGCUCACUGAGCAGCUGCAGAGCAUGGAGGAUAAAGGCAGAGCAGAGAGAGAAGUGCUGCUGGAUCACCUGCAUGGCCUGACCUCAGAGAGCACUGCGGCCAAACUAGAGAACCAGACCCUCAAGGCGACAGCGUCUGCAGUGGAGGAGAAGUUGGCCAUGUCCCAAUCAGAGCUCCAACAGGUCAAAGCUACAAUCAAACAAUACAAAAGCUUGCUGGACAGCUAUAAGGUGCAGGUUGGAAAAACCCGGGCAGAGGCAGAUGAGUACUGUGCUCGACUAGCUCAGGUGGAGCAGGAAGCCCAGGUGGUGCAGAGGCAGCUGCAGUUGGAGAUAGAGGAUGUGCGCAAGGAGCUUCUAGGCCAGCUGGCUCAGCUGGAGCCUCUUCCCGAAGCCUUACGUCGAUCCCAGCUCCAACUACAGGAGGCUCAAGACAGGGAGCGCAGCCAAGAGAGACGCAGUACGGAGCUCAGCACAACCCUGACUGAUCUCCGCAUGAAGGUGGAGACCCAAGGCAGCCAAAUGGAGCUUCUUAGACAGAAGAACAAGGUGCUGCUGGAGGAGAACAGACAGCUUCAGCAACGAGUGGAGAGUUUGGAAAGAAAGCUGGAGGAGGCUGGCAGUCAGAACAGUGACCUGCAGACUGUCGUUGCCAAACGGGAAGAGACAAUCCACAGCAAUCAGCUCCGUCUGGAAGAAAAAACAAGAGAAUGUUCUAUGUUGAGCCGGAAGCUGGAGGAGGCUCUGGAUGAUGCUCGCCAGCAGAUGUCAGACACUAGAGAACGUGCUGCCAGUAAAGAACGCUCCACCCAAUCCAGGAUAUUGGACCUAGAGACCCAACUUAGCCGGACUACCUCAGAAAUAAACGAACUGAGACGCAGCAAAGAUGAGGUGGAGCGACGGUACAAGAGCCGACUUCAGGACUUGAAGGAUCGUCUGGAGCAGUCAGACAGCACCAACCGAAGCCUGCAGAACUACGUCCAGUUCCUCAAAGCCUCCUAUGCCAAUGUGUUUGGAGACGUUGCCCUCAGUACCUCACUGCGGGCCCCUUCACCCACCUGAUAGCACAUACUCCUACACAAUGAUAUGAAUUUGAGGUCACAUUGCAUUAACAUCCAAACUGGGCAAUCCGAUUGCAAAUGGCAAGCUUUUAUUGCUUGUGAUCACACCUGGCAUUAACAUGUGUCCUCAGCCAGCUCUUCUGACCCGAUCUCAGUUUCAUCCUCUGUAUUCAAAUAAACAUCACUUGGGAUGCAAUAGACUAAUUCAACAACUACUAUCUCUAAUUGAUCACCACCACUGUUUCGGAACCACGAGCAGUGCUGUUUUUCGUGUGUGCAUCAUAACUUGGGCACAUGCAAUAAGUUAUUAGGUAUUGACCUCUACCUUGAUGCUACUUAUUUUUUAGGCCUACAUAAAACUCAGAUUAUUACUCCGAACCUAGAACCUUCCAUCCACUCUGUAAUCUCCACUCUCAGAGAUCAAAUCUCUCAAUUGCGUUCAUAUCUGGUCACUUGUGAUUGGAUUACCAAGGACAGAUGUUAAUGCAAGGUCUGAAUGAGGCCUGACUGAACCUGAUUUGAAGAUUUGCUAGUUAGGGCUACAGGCUUUGAGGAGUAUUAUGGUCCGUUACCCGGCUUCUUGUUUAACACCACUUUAACCAGGUGAGAUGAAGAGUAAGAGUAUACGUAGAGCGUCAGUGGCAUUUUUACAUUUUAGGGAGCCUUACUCCAAAGCGGAGAGGAUAACAUUAAAAAAUGGAAUCUAAUAUUUUUUUAUAAUAAACCCCUGCAGAAAUUUAAGGUGCUUCCCAGAGGUGGUAUUUAAUAGUAUCAAACAGUAUAAUUCUACUUAACCCCUUUCCCAUCACUCGUCUUGGAUGCGUCCCAGAGAGAUUCCGUUUACAUAGGCUUUAAGUUAUUUAGAUGGAAAAGGUGAUUGGUGGUCAUAAUCAACAUUAACUUCACCUAUGCCAAAUGCUUUACUGAAUUCAUUUCUAACACCUUGAAAUACUUUUCACAAAGCAUUUGACAUAAAGUCAUUGUGAAAAUUCACAUUUGAUUGCAAAGUGGAAAAGGAUGUACAGUGCAAAAUGUAUUUGAUACAUUACAGAUAUACAGCAGAUCUCCAGGACUACUUUUUGUCACGAUGACACACAUAAACACAAUCACUCUAGGUUUAUAUAUAUAUAUAUAUACACCAGUAUACCUAUAUAAUUAUGUGCUUGUUGUUUUGCACAUAUACAUAUUUGCAGCCAACCUAUUGCUCCAUGACACAAUAUUUAAAUGUAUCAAUUCUUUAGGAUUUUAUGGAGCUGAAAACAUUGGUGCUAUCACUGUCCUUUGGCUGGUACAAAGCAGUCUAUGUCGAAACAAUUAUUUUGGUUUACAGUCUCACAUACUACAUGAGUACAUAUCAAAGGGUAUCACUCAUGUUUUCAAUAACCUUUUUGGAGUGUAUUUAAUAACUGAAAGAUUUAUAUUCUAUAGAACUUUAAGCAGCAAUAAAACAACAAAGUCCUUGAAACUAUCUGAAGAAUGAAGGAUGCACACUUGUUGUAUUGUGUUUCUGUUAUAUGGUGUGAAACUGACAUUAUACAGUUUUUUGUAUUGGUCCAACUGGCAUUAGCGAUUCAGUCUUUUGUUAAAUUAGUUGUAAUGGAAUACAGAGCUUUUAAGUUACACAUAACUUUUUUUUACAGUGUCUGUGAUUUUAUAUGUAAAAUUCACAAUGUAAUCCUAUAAACUAACAACUAUUAUAUUACUAAUCAUACAAUAUUUUCAGGAGAUGAAAAGGCAAAAAUGUGGAGGCAUUUAAUUAUUGUUAUUAUUUUUUUUUCGUAUUUUUAGUUUAUAUUGGAGCACUGAAGUUGAGAUGAAAAUAACACAGGCAAAAGAAUAUAACUACCAACACAUAACAGCUCAUGAAUAGAUCUUUUCUGUCUGCUAAGACCUUGUGGUAAUCAGCUGAUGUUGCCACAAACAACACUGAUGUUAAAGAGGGAGAUCAUUUUAGUUUUCAAAUGUUUUGUAUUCAUGGCUGAACAUAGACUGAGUAGCUCAUUAUUCAUAAAUGAGUCAUCAUUGAAAGUCCAUAUACAUGUAAUGUAUAAUGCUUUCAGCACUAACUAUAUGGCUGCAGUGUACAAGGAUAGAAGCACAAUAUCUUAGUAUAAUAAAAUUAAGACAUUCA
Mugil cephalus (flathead mullet) is the source of this 4778-nucleotide messenger RNA. RefSeq names its product outer dense fiber of sperm tails 2a (gene odf2a). Gene Ontology annotation, cellular component: centrosome. Bases 138 to 2648 code for a protein of 836 amino acids. Lineage: Eukaryota; Metazoa; Chordata; Actinopteri; Mugiliformes; Mugilidae. The record is from RefSeq and is a predicted model, not a curated record. The transcript has 19 exons. Gene Ontology annotation, biological process: regulation of cilium assembly.